Molecule: messenger RNA, 1338 nt
Organism: Entrophospora candida
Lineage: Eukaryota; Fungi; Glomeromycota; Glomeromycetes; Entrophosporales; Entrophosporaceae
Source: the annotation of a GenBank genome assembly
GCAGUUGAUUUGGGGACUUUUAUUACUGCUUUCACAAGCCGUCUUUCAUCACGACCUGAUAUAACUCGUUUAUUAAGAAACUUACUAAAUAAAGAAAGUGAUGUUCCUACAUUAAAUAUUACAAUUGAACUACCUAUAACAAAUAAUGAUUUGGAAUUUCGAAAGACAUUGGUUUCUGUUAUUGCAAAAAAUAUAGAUGGCUGGGCCGAUAUUAAAAAUGAGAAUGACAUUAGUAUAGAGGCCGACCAAAAGGGAUUGACAAACAACCUGUACUUUAUAACCAACCUUUAUUCAAAGAAAAAAAUAAUCUUGAGGAUUUAUGGGCAAGGAGUUGAUAAACUAUUGGACCGGGAAAAGGAGUUGGUCUUUUUAAAAAUGUUAUCACGGGUGAAAAUUGGUCCUCAAUUAUUAUUGAUUUUUAAUAAUGGUAGAUUUGAACAAUUUUUCGAAUCUGUAACCCUGACAAAUAAAGACAUAAGAAAUGAGGAGAUUUCUCGUAAAAUAGCCACCUACAUGUUUAAAUUGCACAACGUUGUAACAAUUUUUCCCCCUGAUAAUAUCGAAACGAUUGUUCCUGAAGUCUGGUCCAACAUUGACAAGUGGUUCCAACUGUCAUGGAAUAUAGUCAAUUCUGAUUCUUUUGAUCCCUCCAAUAACAUUCAUAUAAAAAAACUUGAUUUGGGUUUAUUAAAAACAGAAAUAGAGGAAUUAAAAUCUAAAUUACAAAUUAUUGGCUCGCCGAUCGUCUUUUCACAUAAUGAUUGCCAGUGUGGGAAUAUAUUAUCUCUUACUGAUGGAUCAGGUCAGCUAGCAAUCAUUGAUCUAGAAUACUCUGGUUGGAAUAACCGUGGUUUUGACAUAGGUAACCACCUAUGUGAGUGGGCCUAUGACUACAACUCAACAGAAUCCCAUAUGGAACAUAAAGAUUGUUUAUCAAGAGAUGAACUUUUAAAACAAUUAGAAAUAGAAGCCGACGGUUAUUCAUUAACAAGUCAUAUUAUGUGGGCAUUAUGGGCCAUUAAUAACAGCCAACUUUUAAAGCUAACUUCUAAUUUACAAGGUGAUGGUGAUAGUCAUGACAAAUGUGGUAAUGAUGGCAAUGAUGCUGCCAAUGGAUUGAGCAGAAAAAAUAUAUUAGAACAUCAUCUUAUUUUUUUUAAUGCUGAUAUAAGGGGAUUAACUGAUAAAAUAACACAAUCUCAACAUAAUCAACAAUAUUUAAAUAUUUCUUUACAUUGGAAUGAGCCUGUUGAUACAGCUUUACUUCAUUCUAUAGCAUGGGAUGUUGAAAGAGAAUUAUUGCCACUUUCACGGUUUCAUAUUUCACAUAUUUCAUAG